Dioscorea cayenensis subsp. rotundata (Guinea yam) is the source of this 2364-nucleotide messenger RNA. Its product is annotated as homeobox-leucine zipper protein ROC7-like. Gene Ontology annotation, molecular function: DNA binding; lipid binding; DNA-binding transcription factor activity, RNA polymerase II-specific. Lineage: Eukaryota; Viridiplantae; Streptophyta; Magnoliopsida; Dioscoreales; Dioscoreaceae. The transcript is spliced from 11 exons. The record is from RefSeq and is a predicted model, not a curated record. Bases 36 to 2168 code for a protein of 710 amino acids. Gene Ontology annotation, biological process: regulation of DNA-templated transcription.
AACACGUGGGAGAGGAGGCCAGGGGAGAGAAUGAGAUGCUGCAAAAUGGGGACCAUGGCCAGAAUGUUAGUGAUGUUAGCCAAGGGUCUCACCAAGAAAUGGAAGAUACUGAUAUUUUAGACACCGAUGAGAACGAACUUCAGAAACUUUUAGAAGAUGAGCUUGAAGAAGACAGUGAGUUUGGAUCCAGUACUGGUGAACAAAACCCCAGGAGGGUUGCCAGGAGGAAGAAAUUCCAUCGCCACACUCAACGCCAAAUCCAUGAGAUGGAAGCGUUAUUCAGAGAGUGUCCUCAUCCUGAUGACAAGCAGAGGAAAGAGUUAAGCAGGGCAUUAGGUUUAGAGUUACUCCAGGUCAAGUUCUGGUUUCAGAACAAAAGAACACAAAUAAAGGCUCAGAAUGAACGGCAGGAGAACUCUCAUUUAAGAGAGGAGAGCGUGAGGCUUUCUUCAGAGAGUACAAUGAUGAGAGAGGCCCUUAGACAGGGAUUGUGCAUCAACUGUGGUGGCUGCCUCGCUAUGGGAGAAUGGGCUUCUGAAGGAAAUGACCUUCGUGCUGAGAAUGCCAAACUAAAAGGGGAGAUCGAGAGGAUAUCUGCAAUUGUGGCAAAAUACGUUGGGAAGCAACCAAUGAAUUCUCAUCAACAUUCACCUCCAGUGAUCCCAUGCUUGGGUACUGGUCUAGGAGUGUACAAUGUUGGACUGGAGCUGGUGGAAGGAAUUGGCAUUGAAAAACAGGUUAUUAUUGAACUCGCCGUGGCCUCUAUGGAUGAGGUCAUUGGCAUGGCACAGCUCGGAGAGCCUCUGUGGAUGUCUCGCAUUGAUUGGCCAUUGGAUACCCUUAAUGAAGGAAUCUAUAACCAGAGUUUUCUUAAAGGACUUGGAAUGAAGCUCACUGGUCUCAAGACUGAGGCUACUCGACAAACUGUGGUCGUCCCAAUGAAGGCUGUGAACAUAAUUGAGAUGCUAAUGGAUGCCAAUCGAUGGAUGGCUUUCUUUCCUAGCAUUGUCUCAAGAGGUGCCACCUUGGAUGUGUACUCCCGUGGAGCUGCUGAUAACUUCAAUGGUGCAUUACAAGUGAUGUCUGCAAUGUUUCAAAUGGCAACUCCCUUGGUUCCAAGUAGGGAGGGGCUGUUUGUCAGAUAUUGUAAGCAACAUGCAGAAAAAACAUGGGCAGUUGUUGAUGUUUCACUUGAUGGUUUGAGGACGAACCCUUCACUGACUUGGAGGAGAAGGCCAUCUGGGUGCUUGAUUCAAGAGAUAUCUGAAAGUUUCUCAAAGGUAACUUGGGUUGAACACAUGGAAGUGGAUGAUACUGAUGUUGCAGAGAUAUACAAACCACUUGUUAAUUCCGGUCUUGCCUUUGGAGCACAGAGAUGGGCUUUAGCACUGAAACGACAAUGCCAUCGUAUUACAAGUGUGAACAAUGAUGCACCUGUGAAUCAAAUUGGUGUAUUGACAUCAGUGGUGAUGAGAAAGAACUUGAUGAAGCUGAGUGAAAGGAUGGUCAGAAUCUUUGCAAAUGGAGUGUCUUCAGCAACCUCUGAUCAGUGGUCACUUGUGGCUGGAACUGGAGCAAAUAAUGGUGUCAGGGCCACAACUCAGAAGAGACAGAACCAGCGAGGUAGUCCUCCAGGCAUUAUUGUUAAUGCAACUACUUCGGUAUGGCUUCAGGUACCUACAAGAAGGCUUUUCGAAUUCCUGCAUAGUGAGACCUCUCGUUGUCAGUGGGAUAUUCUUACAAAAAAUGGAGUGAUUGAGGAAGUGAGUCAGGUUGCAGAUGGUGGAAGUCAUGAAAACUGCAUCUCUUUGCUCCAUGUUAAGAAUGAAUCUCUGCAGAGCAGCGUUAUGGUGCUACAAGAAAGCAGUAUGGAUGCAUCGGGAGCAUAUGUGAUCUAUGCUCCAUUAGAUGAUGCUGCAAUGGGUAUGGUUUUAGACAACGGUGACCCGGAUUUGGUUGAGCUCUUGCCUUCAGGUUUUGCUAUACUCCCUGAUGGGCUUGUUGGCGUUCUGAAUGAAUGGAAUACUGCUGCCUCACUAUUGACGGUCUCCUUCCAAAUUUUACUGCAUGCUGCCCCUUCUGAGAGGAUCCCAGUGUCAUCCAUUUCCGCUAUUAACAACUUGAUUGCUGGCAUUGUUGACAGGAUCAAGUCUGCUGUUUCUAGCUGAGAUUCUUAAACCCUUGGGUAUCAGAAGUGUGUGUGUGUGUGUAUAUAUAAAUGAUGGACAAACUAUGAAGUUUCUUGCGUUGUAUGUUUCUAAUCUAUGUUGUUUGCUGCAGAAGAUGGGGUGGGCUUUCAAGUGAAAUAAAUGAAGUUGGAAGUCAAGAGCGCACCUUAAGUUCUUCUCACCAAAAAUAUUGGAA